AUGAGCCCAACGAAUCAUCAAGCGAAGACCAGCAAUAUGUACCCUCCACCACCCUUGAAAGUCAACAAGGACUCUCACAUGAUCAAGAAAUCUUCGCCGCCGUCGUCUUCGUCGUCGUCAUCUUCAUCCUCAGCAUCUUCUUCGCUCGGCAUUGUAGGUCCUGUCAAACCCCCACAACGCCAUCCAGUGAUCAUUUAUACUCACUCGCCCAAAAUCAUCCACACAAAUCCUAAAGAUUUUAUGUCACUGGUGCAGAAACUAACGGGUUUGUCGCGAUCCGAGGAGGAUCCCGCCCCUCAAGUAAAGCGAGAAAAUGGUGGUCGUAGGGAGGAAAAUAAGAGGAAGGUGAAGAUCAAUGAUGGUAAUGAAGGAGGCUUAGGGGAUGGACAAGUUCAAUAUUCUUGUUUUAUGCAACCUCUUUUCCAGCCACCAAAUCUUAAUUACAUUCCAGUUUUUGCACCCAAUUCAGCUGGAUUUCUAUGCGCAAACCAGCCAUUUUAUAACUACACCGAUCCUUUGUAUUUCCCUUCUCCAAAUAGGAGGAAUUCCAUCGCCACAAAGUCCACCUUGGAGGUGAAGAAUGAGUUCUGCGGGUAUUAA
Molecule: messenger RNA, 600 nt
Organism: Populus trichocarpa (black cottonwood)
Lineage: Eukaryota; Viridiplantae; Streptophyta; Magnoliopsida; Malpighiales; Salicaceae
Product: VQ motif-containing protein 20
Exons: 1
Coding region: 1-600 (199 amino acids)
Cellular component (GO): nucleus
Source: RefSeq, a predicted model, not a curated record